AUGAAUGAAUUGGAAAUCAUUUUUGUGUUUUCGUUGUGGUGUAUACCUGCGAUGCUUUUCUUAUCCACAAUGUGUGGCACUCUCACAACAUCUGAAGAUGUGCACACUAGGAGCUACUUCAUCGCUCUUGUCGACAACGCACAAAGCGAAGACGAUGUGGCAGAUUUGCUUAUUUAUUUUGAAACGUUGAGUGGUGAAGAGCUUGAAAAUGCUUUACCCUCGCUUGUUUUUCUUGCGGAAAAAUGUCCAGGUACACUCCGUUCGAACUUCUUAAACUUGAUCUACUGCAUCCUGACUGAUAGCACAUGUUCUCGUUCUGGGAGAAAAGCUGCGUAUGCUUGUCUUCGAAUGCUUAUUGCUGACGAAGAAUCUCUCUGGAGCAACUUUUUAACAUUGUCCCAGUGUCUCGAGGAACCUCAGUUUCACAUCAUCAAACCUGUACUUCCCAAAAUGGACGACGUUCUUAACUCUGUUCACUCGGGAUUACUUGAUUUCAAAUGGGCUUCUGUCAUUUUCUUGAGAGCCUUAGCUCAUUCCAACGGAUGGGUGCGAUCAUGGUCUCUCGAGAAAGUAGUUUCGGUAGAUGCUGGUGUUAUGGCUGAAAACAAAGAUUUCUUAUUGUCAGUGAUUUCCGAGCAUCUCAAUUCUAACGAUCCUUUUUGGCGCUUUUUGGAACGCGACUGCCUGCAGGCUUUUUUGAAGUCACUUGGUCGUCUGCUUGAAGGAGUUUUGAUGUCUUUGGCUGAGCCUGACAGAGCUCCAUUUAUCAAAGCAAUUUUGAGUGCUUUUCAUAAGUUAUCCAGUCCUACUUCUUUGUUUUUUCUUUCUGAAGCGGUUAUGCUGAUACAAGCUUUCCAUUGUUUACCUGCAAAUGACCUCAUGAUGAUCGAGACUUUGGUCCGGAAAACGCUGUAUAUACAACAUACCACAAUAAAGUACAAGACGAUAUUCAACUUCGUUGUUUUUUAUUGCAGUAUGCUCGAAAAAGUCCCGGAGUCUUUCGAUGAUGUUGCUCGCCUUUGCCCAUCAUUCUCUAUCAACUCUCCCAUUUUGUUUGACAAAUUUAUCUAUGUAGAUUCCAUUCGAGAAGUCAUACUAACAGCUGGCGAACCAUCUGAUUUGCUCCAACGAGCUAUGCUAGAUACAUCUGCUCAUCAACAUACAUCUGAGAAGGACGACUUUUCUUCUCUAAUAUGGGUACGCGCUAGUCUUUCAAAGAAGGAGGAUGAACUGCUGGAAAGGGUUGAAUUGGAGUUGGCUGAUCGCCUCACAGCUGUAGACGAUGGUGUAGAUAUUGGGCUUUCAGAGACAGUGGUUGCUGCUGUUGAUGUUUUGUUAUGUAUUCUCCUCCAUUCGCACAAAGAUUUGAGCUUGAUAAACCAAGACUUAAUCCAGCUUGUGAGUGGAUACCUUCUACUACAAAUUGCUAUUGCCUCUAAAAAGCAUGCAUACAUGAUUCGUAAUGUCUAUACGAGCUUGAUCAAGCGUAUGAAGCUGUCUACAAAGCCUUUCAUAGAACUCGCUCUGUCACUUAUUACGGAGCAAUCACUACCCUUCGAUCGUCAUGCUAUACUUCUUGGAGUACUCCAUGAGCUUUUAGAUGAUGAACUUGAUAAGGAGGAUUCUCAGGACCUUUUGCUAAAGAUUCGUGCCUAUCUAGGAAAUACCCCGCUACAACCUUUACGAGUGAAAAAAGACGCUGAUAUUCCCCGGGAGAGUUACAUGAAUAAGGUAGCGUCUACCAUUCAUGAGUAUCGCUUGAAGCUGGUUUUGAAAGUCCUACCAGGUUUGUCUGCGAAUGCUGAGGAUAUGCUUUCGGAAUGCGUUGAUCUGAUCGAUUGUGCUUCGGCAUACUCUGUAACCGAAUGCUAUCUAGCAAUCUCUAGCCAUUUGUUAGAAAAGGUGACAUGUGAAGAAACUCUGAUAAGAUUGAUCAACGUAGCAGUUGGUGCUACUAAUGAAGAAAGAAAAUCCCUCAACUUCUUGCCUGCUGUGCGACAAACUUUGAGGCUAUUCUUCUCCAAGCCCAUGAUGUCGCUGGACGUAAUAAGGGAGCGAGUCAAAGACUUUUGCCACGAAUUGCUUGAUCUAGCACAACUCAACACUACCGUGGCAUUCGUGCUCUCCGAAGCAAUUCUGAACGCAGAACACCUAGAUCUUCUCAGCUGUGAUUGGACAGACAUGAUUUUUGCUCUUGCUGUGUUUGGUCCGAUACCCAAAAAGGAAGCGCGUGUUGUGGAUGCAGCCUAUGAGAUGAUCUAUAAGGAGAUUGCACAUGAUGUAGAUGAUCUACAGAGACCAUUUGAAAUUAUGCAGAGGACAAGAUUGAAUGGGAUAUGUGCUGCCUUAAAUUUGUCAAAGAAAGAUUCUCAGUUUGCAGAUAGUCUUGUUGAUAUAAUCAUAUCUGAAACAAACAUCAUGAAUUCAAGCUCUUCUCGGUCAUUCGGUUUGUCACUUGCUCACCGUCAGAAUACACGCGCAGUUUCACUUCUCCUUUUGAUCGCAGACUUUGUGUCUGAAGAGUCUGUUCUUGACAAGGUUUUCGACACUUGUGUGGAAUGGAUUGUUGAUCCAUGCCAGCAGUUCUCAAUCAAGCUCAUUCUGGAGUGGCUGCUUGUUCGCAUAGCGUUGCGCAGCCCAAAGUUCAAGCAGAAGAUGAUUGACCACGAACGUAUUUUUGCUAAUAAAAGAAUAGGGAGUGUUUCGUCUUGGAUCAACAUGCAUGUGUUGAUGUCUCGUGCAGAACCGUCGUCAGCCGCAUAUAUCGAGUCGGUUCUGCCGUGGACUACUGCACAGAAUUUUGCUGUGCGAUGCACGGCUAUCGCUGGUCUUCGUCUCCUUUACAAAAGUUUGAACCCUGAAGAUAGGAAACGAUGGCAGAUACUUCAGCGCAUAGUUGAUUUCGGCGGCGAGCCUACUGGAAACUCGCAACGAAUUAUCGACAACUUAUUGAACGAUUUCUACUUUGCACAUUUACAUCCUGUAGAUCACUUCGAUAUGCAGACGGUUUUCAACACGGUACCGUCAAAAACAGGAAUGACUACUGAAGAACUUCUCCCAAUAGAAUUGCUGCAGAAAUUCAACACUUCCUCUAUGCGAAGCUUGAGCAACGACCAGGAUCUCUCCUCUGCUCUAUCACUUGUUAAUUCUGGGCUUUCGAAAAGUAGCAGCUGUGCUCCUGAAAUUUCCGAGGAAUUGGAUUCAGUGCAGGAGAAUGGAGGGUCUGCACCCGUUCAGCGAAAGAUAAUCACGAGGCAAAGAAGCAUACGAGAGGACUGCAGUUUGAUUGUGGUCGCAUCACUUGUUGACAAACCGAACAAUCUUGGAGGGUUAUGUAGAACAUGCGAAAUUUUCGCUGUGGAUACCUUGGUGAUAGCCGAUCUAGUCUAUACCGCUGAUGCAGGUUUCAAGUCGUUGAGCAUGUCAGCAGAAAAAAAGCAGAAGAUUGAAGCUGUUCGACCCGAUGACCUCUUGCAUUACCUUGACGAUUUACGGAAGAAAGGUUAUACGGUAGUGGCUGCAGAGCAAACUACGGACAGUUUACCUCUACACAAGUAUAAAUUCCCGCUAAAGACUGUACUACUGCUUGGUGACGAGAAGGAAGGCGUACCGGUGCGGUUGUUGCGAAGUGUUGAUCAAACUGUGGAGAUCGAACAGCUUGGACAAACUCGCAGCUUGAAUACAGUAACAAUAUUCUGGAUAUUGAUAUGGGUUUACGCCAGUAUUACCGCCGUGACAUCUGGCUUCUUAUGGUCGUUAGAAUGGCUAGGAGGUCCGCAAUCCGACAGGACAGCCAUCAGUCAUGAUAUCACUAGUGAACAUUAUGUGGAUCCAAAUGAAACAAAUCCGGAGACAAAGAAGGCUAUCAAGUAUGGCUCCAUUAUUCUUGGAGUUUCUGUCAUUGUUCUCGUUCUCAAAAUUCUUGCAUGGAAUGUUGCCCGACGGGUAUUCAAGGAAUUAAGAAGCGAACGCAUCGCAAAGAUGAAUAGUUACGCUGCAGAUGUCAGUGUUUGUCGCCCAUCUAACAUUGACCGUACGAAGGAGUUUACUGACCCAUUGAUUCGAGAGCUGACUCCAAUGCUGCCGAAGCCACAACCACCACCACGGCUAUCAUUAAUGCAGAAAGAAUCAUAUAUUUGA
Cylicocyclus nassatus is the source of this 4140-nucleotide messenger RNA. NCBI's taxonomy places the organism in Eukaryota, Metazoa, Nematoda, Chromadorea, Rhabditida, Strongylidae. The record is from the annotation of a GenBank genome assembly.